This is a messenger RNA of Angiostrongylus costaricensis, 417 nucleotides long. The record is from the annotation of a GenBank genome assembly. NCBI's taxonomy places the organism in Eukaryota, Metazoa, Nematoda, Chromadorea, Rhabditida, Metastrongylidae.
AUGCAGCCAAAGAUUGUUCUGCUUUAUCUGUGCAUAAUCAAUAUAGUCAACAACGUGCACGCCCAGGACAGUGAAGAUGCAGAACCACCGGAAAAACCGGCACCCGACACCAGCGGUUCGCAACAGCAAUCUAACGAACAUUCAAAGAGAAAUUCAGUGCCAAUAAAGCCGCCUCCUCAAAAAUUUAACGAUAAGCUCGCAGCAGUCAACGUUAAAUCUUCCGAUGUUCCGAAAUUCAACGAAUAUGAUGCGCAGUUUACCUCGCACUACAAAAUGACAUGUGGAGCUAAGGUGCAAGCAAUCUCAUCUGUGGAAGGAACUGCUAGAUGCAUGCCGGAUGAGAAUGAUAUUGUCGAAAUUAUGAAUGACGAUACGAUUGUUGUCCAGGACUGUCUGCGAGCUGGUCUUAAGCCUUAA